Vicia villosa (hairy vetch) is the source of this 453-nucleotide messenger RNA. RefSeq lists its product as uncharacterized. Bases 1 to 453 code for a protein of 150 amino acids. The transcript has a single exon. NCBI's taxonomy places the organism in Eukaryota, Viridiplantae, Streptophyta, Magnoliopsida, Fabales, Fabaceae. The record is from RefSeq and is a predicted model, not a curated record.
AUGGAUUGUACUCCAUAUCAGAAGGUUCGGUAUGAGACUCAUAUGCUAGCGGUCGAGGCUGAUGACUGGUGGCUAGAGACUCAUAAGAGGUUGAAGAUUGUACGUGAGGAGAUCACUUGGGUUGUGUUCCGUAGGGAAUUCUUGAGGAAGUACUUUCCGGAGGAUGUCCGUGGAAAUAAGGAAAUCGAAUUCCUUGAGUUGAGGCAAGGGAUUAAGUCGGAUGUUGAGUAUGCUGCUAAGUUUAGAGAGUUGGCUAAGUUUUACCAACAUUAUGAUGGACGAUAUGGUGAAUUUUCUAAGUGUAUCAAUUUUGAGAACGGAUUACACCCAGAAAUCAAGAAGGCGGUUAGUUACCAAAAGAUAUGUUGCUUUGCUGAUUUGGUUGAUAGUUGCCGAAUUUAUGAGGAGGACAACAAUGCUCAUUAUCGGUUUAUUAAUGAGAAGAGGGGCUAG